Brassica rapa (field mustard) is the source of this 3608-nucleotide messenger RNA. Its product is annotated as disease resistance protein RML1B-like. Lineage: Eukaryota; Viridiplantae; Streptophyta; Magnoliopsida; Brassicales; Brassicaceae. The record is from RefSeq and is a predicted model, not a curated record. Gene Ontology annotation, biological process: defense response; signal transduction. Gene Ontology annotation, molecular function: ADP binding; ATP hydrolysis activity.
CGCGUUUCCUAUUUUUUACUCCAUGUAUAACGAAACGCGUUUCCUAUUUUUUACUCCAUGUAUAACGAAACGCUUUCAAUCUGUGAUCUUGAAGACUUGAACCACUCACGAAGUCACGAGUUACAACAUUCUCUCAUGGCUUCUCUUCCUGCUUCUUCUCUGUCUAAAACCUUGAGAUACCACGUGUUCCCGAGCUUCCACGGACCAGACGUCCGUAAAACAUUUCUAAGUCACGUGCGCAAGCAGUUUAACAAUAGCGGGAUUAUGAUGUUUGAUGAUCAAGGGAUCGAAAGAAGCCAAACCUUAGCCCCAUCCCUCACACAAGCUAUUAUAAAUUCGAGGAUAUCAAUCGUGGUGCUCUCAAAAAACUAUGCUUCAUCAAGCUGGUGUUUGGAUGAAUUGGUGAAAAUUCUAGAGUGCAAGAGAGUCAAUGGACAAACAGUGAUGACCAUCUUCUAUGGAGUAGAUCCAUCAGAUGUACGGAAACAGGCCGGUAAUUUUGGGAGGGCUUUCAACGACACCUGUGUAGGUAAAACGGACGAAGAGAGGCAGAGAUGGACUCAAGCUUUGACCGAUGUGAGCAACAUACUCGGGGAACACUUCCUAAACUGGGACAAUGAAUCGAAUUUGAUUGAAAAAGUUACGAGAGAUGUUUCGCACAAAUUAAAUGUAUCACAAUCGAGGGAUUUUGAAGGCAUGGUGGGACUUGGAGUUCACAUCACAGAAAUUAAUUCUCUUUUAUUUCUAGAAGACAAUGGAGUGAGGAUGGUGGGAAUCUGUGGCCAUGCCGGCAUUGGUAAAACUACAAUUGCUAGAGCUUUACAUAGUCUACUCUCUAGUACUUUUCAACUUAGUUGUUUUGUAGAAAACGUUAGGGGGAGCCAUCACACUGGCCUUGAUGAGUAUGGUUUGAAACUUUGUUUACAAGAACUACUUCUUUCUAAGAUUUUGAACCAAAGUGGUACUAGGAUAUUCCAAUUAGGUGCAAUAAAAGAAAGGCUUUGCCACCAAAAAGUGCUCAUCAUUAUCGAUGAUGUCGACCAUCUAGAGCAGUUGGAGGCUUUGGCUAAUGAUACUACGUGGUUUGGUCCUGGAAGCAGGAUCAUUGUGACCACAGAAGAUCAAGAACUUCUGAAGCAACAUGGUAUCAACGACACGUACCAUGUGAAUUUUCCAUCGGAUGAAGAAGCUCUUGAGAUUUUUUGUCGAUAUGCGUUUAGACAAAGCUCUCCGUUUAAUGGUUUUAAAAAGUUUGCAGAAAGAAUAACACGGCUUUGUGGAAAUCUCCCACUCGGUCUUCGUGUUGUGGGUUCAUCUUUACGCGGGAAGAGUGAGGACGAGUGGGAAGUUGUAACGCAGAGGCUAGAAACAAGUCUUGAUCGAGAUAUUGAGAGAGUACUAAGAGUUGGCUUUGAGAGUUUACACGAGAAAGAUCAAGCCUUAUUUCUACAAAUUGCAUUCUUCUUCAAUUACAAAGAUGAUAAUCACGUGAAGGUCAUGCUUGAUGACAGUAACUUUAAUGUCAGUCACGGGCUAAAAACCCUAGUCAAUAAAUCUCUCAUAUUUAUUUCUAUCAAAGGAAAAAUAGUGAUGCACAAGUUACUACAACAACUGGGAAGACAAGCGAUUCAUAGACAAGACCCUUGGAAACGCUACAUCUUAAUAGAUGCUCCGGAGAUUUCUGAUGUCCUUGAAAAUGAUACAGGCACUAGAAGUGUGACGGGUAUAUCAUUUGAUAUAUCUAGACUAAGCAACGACGUUUUUAUAAGUGAGGGAGCAUUUAAAAGAAUGAAAAAUCUGCAGUUCCUCAAUGUCUACAACACAACAUUUCAUGGUACAAAAAGCUUGCACAUACCUAAGGACAUGGAAUUUCCACGUCGUCUUAGGUCACUACGUUGGGAGGCAUACCCAAGAAAGAGCCUCCCUCCUGAAUUUCACCCGGAAUAUCUUGUCGAACUUAUAAUGAGAGAGAGCCAGCUCCAGAAGCUCUGGGAAGGAACUCAGCCACUUACAAAUCUCAAGAAGAUGGACCUGGAAGGAUCUUGCCAUUUGAAAGAACUCCCAGACCUUUCAAAAGCUACAAAUCUUGAGCGAUUGGUUCUGAAUGAUUGCGAGAGUUUAAUAGAACUUCCCUCCUCUUUUUCAAGUCUCCAUAAACUGAGAGUGUUAAAGAUGGUUUACUGCGUAAAGCUACAAGUUGUUCCAAACCUCAACUUGGCAUCUCUUGAAAUGGUUGACAUGGAUGGAUGCUCAGGAUUGAGAAGCUUCCCAGAUAUUUCUAGAAACAUCACAACACUUGUUAUAGCAUACACAUCAGUAGAAGAAUUGUCAGCAUCAUCCAUCAGGUUAUUGUCUCGUCUUUGUCACCUUGAUAUAAGCGGAAGUCGAAACCUCAAGACGUUAACACAUGUCCCAGAAAGUGUAACGCAUCUAGACCUGAGCUAUACUAGUAUUGAAAUGAUUCCGGACUGCAUCAAAUGUCUUCAUGGUCUACAACAUCUUUAUCUAGCUGGCUGUAGAAAACUCAGAUCACUGCCAGAGCUUCCAAUUUCACUCAUGACCGUACUAGCAGAAGGUUGUGAAUCGCUAGUGGCCGUAUCUUGCUUUCUCGACACUCCAAAUGCGCAACUCAAUCUCAGUAGCUGCUUUAAACUGAGCCGAGAAGCACGGAGAGCAAUUAUCCAACAACGGUUUCUGCGAGGGUGGGGAUGCUUACCCGGAAGGAAAAUCCCAGCUGAGUUCAGUCACCGAGGUAAAGGAGAUCAUUUGGUGAUCGGUACAGAGGGUAAGAGUCCAUUUUCUGUAUCAUCUGGGUUUCAGGUUUGUCUUGUGAUCUCCCCUAACCAGCAUACUGGUGAAGGAAUGUUUCCGGAACUAUUGUGUCAUCGUAUAGGCAGAAGCGGUUGGCCUGUUGAAAAUCUCCAUGUUUACUAUAUCCCCACGUUUCGGACAGAACAUAUGUUUAUAUUUCAAUCUGAAUUGCUUGACAAAGACAGAUGUCUCGAUGUGGACAACGAGAUACUGUUUCAGUUCAGCUGCGAGUUCCACGACAUCAUUGAAUGUGGUAUCCGGAUCAAUGCAGAUGAAGCAGUCAAAAGUAGCGGUGAAGACGAUGACUGUAGCUAUGAGUAUGAACACAGUGAAGCGUCUGAAUGCACUGAAAAAUAUGACACAACAUUUGGACUAACCUGUGAUAAGGUAUCCAAAGAAGAAGAAGACAAUGCGAGAGGGAACAACCACACAGAUUGCUGGAAUUGGAUAGUCCUCUGUUUUGAUAUCUCUGAUAUCUUAAGAAACUUCGGAAGAUUGGUUUGGGAGAGAGUACAACCGAAUCAUGAUGCGUUCAAAACAAAAGAUAAGAUAGAUGAUGAGGAGGAGGCCACUGAUCAAUCCAAUGUGUUGGAUGACUUCACAAUCUAGUUCGUACCAGCAAGAGAAGAUCAUUGGUGUGAGAUGUCGUCCUCUUGGACUUGGAAACUGGGACCAUUACAGUAGUUUGUUGUGCUUUUGACCGAACAUAUAUCAUUCACUGUAAUUGGCAAAAUUCUAAUUUUACCACAAAUUUGAUAUCAUUUUAAAAAUUUAUCAGGAUAAUCAUUUUUCAUAAA